CCACCCAGCCAUUGGCGUAAAGAGUUGGGUGUGACUAUCGUAUUCAUGCCUUUGUGGAUCUAUUCAAACCUAAGAAAUUUCUGUAGAAAUUUUCACCAAGUCCAACCGCAUCGUGGCGUCAUCUCGUAGCGUAUGCCAAGAAAACAAUGAAAGGAGGGGACAAUUGGAGGAUUCCUGAUUCGUACCGCAUUAGGUUCCAUCGAUUGCCACGUCUCUGAUGCAAUUCCAUCGGGUGGAGCCAGCUGGAGGAUCUCCUUUUCCGCAGUAGCGUAUUAAUUUAUAAUUUUGUUGAUUUGAUUCGGGCAACUUUGGGCGUGAUUCUCGAUGUCGCAUGUUAAAGAUUCGCCAUUGGAAUGCCUAUUGGCCUUGUUUUGGGAUUCUUCGUAUUCAUAUACUUAGGUGCCAGAAAUGUUGAGAAGGGCGUCCCUGUGGCACAGCCACUCGACGAAUUGAGUACAGACGACAUAAUUGAUCUCCUACCGGAACUCCCAUUAUGGGUGACCGGGCCAGAUUACGAGAGAGUGGAUUGGUUCAACAAGUUUUUCCAAUAUAUGUGGCCAUAUUUCGAUAAGGCAGCAUGUGGGAUUAUCAAAACUUCAGCAGAAGCUACCUUUGCAGAGUACAUCGGCAAAUACUGUAUAAAAUCUAUUUAUUUCAAACGCCUCACACUAGGAGAUUGCUCUCCCAAAAUUCAAGGUUUGAAAGCUCAAGAUUCCAGAGAGAAUGAACUCGUUCUCGAUCUUUCACUGAGAUGGGCCGGAAAUUCUGACAUUGUUGUCGCAAUAAAAUUGUUGUCUCUGCAGCUCACUGUCCAGUUGGUUGAUGUUCAAAUAUCGGCAGCUGUCAGGAUGGUUUUGAGACCUUUUGUGCCAACAUUCCCUUGCUUUUCAAGCAUCGCAAUUUCAUUGAUGGAGAAGCCGAAGCUCGACUUUGGGUUGAAAGUCAUGGGAGGAGAUAUGAUGUCCAUACCCGGCAUUUAUCAGUUUGUCCAGGAAAUUGUAGCAAAACAAGUUGCAAAGCUUUAUAUGUGGCCACAAACCUACGAAAUCGAUAUCCUCGACAGCUCGAUAGGAGCUGCGAAGAAACCCGUCGGAAUACUCCAUGUCAAGGUUGUCCGAGCCCAGAGUCUCUUAAAAAUGGAUUUUCUCGGCACAUCCGAUCCCUACGUCAAACUCAGCCUCACCGGGGAAAAGCUCCAGUGGAAGAAGACGACGGUCGUGAUGAACAACUUGAAUCCCGUAUGGAACGAAGACUUCAAGCUGAUCGUAAAGGAACCCAAAAUCCAAGUCCUCCAGCUGCUCCUAUUUGACUGGGAAAAGGUUGGCGCGCACGAUUAUUUGGGAAUGCAACUCAUUCCGCUGGAUACGCUCGUUCCAUACGAGAAAAAGGAAUUCGCUCUUGCAUUAAUACACAGCAUGGACCCGAACGAUGCCCACAAUAAAAAGUCGCGAGGCCGGAUCACCGUGGAGUUGACGUUUGUUCCAUUUCUAGAAGAUAGCAAGAAAUUCCACGCAUCGCUGAAUUUUCGAGGGGAUGAAAACUCCCCCAGGCUCAACGAGGACAUCACCUUGAGCGGGACGGGUUUGCUUCUCGUCACCGUUAUAGAGGCCGAGGAUGUGGAAGGAAAGCAUCACAAUAAUCCGUAUGCUACGGUCAUCUUUAGAGGCGACAAGCGAAAUACUAAGACUAUAAAGAAAACUCGGGAUCCCAUAUGGAGCGAGGAGUUUCAGUUCGUUUUGGAUGAAGCUCCGGCGAAUGAUCAAAUCCACGUCGAAGUCAAGAGCAAGAAGAGAUGGCUCGGGUUUAUGUCUAAGGAAUCUUUGGGGUAUGUGGAUAUUAAUCUGGCCGAUGUUGUCAGCAAUGGGCAUAUCAAUGAGAAGUAUAAUCUGAUCAACUCAAGAAAUGGAAUUAUACAUUUGAACAUUAGAUGGAAAGUAAUCUGAGUGUUGGUAAUUAAAUGGUCAUGUAAUUUUAUUAUUCUUUCUUUUAUAUAUACAUAGAAUGACAUAAA
Molecule: messenger RNA, 2011 nt
Organism: Andrographis paniculata
Lineage: Eukaryota; Viridiplantae; Streptophyta; Magnoliopsida; Lamiales; Acanthaceae
Product: synaptotagmin-3-like
Exons: 13
Coding region: 354-1943 (529 amino acids)
Cellular component (GO): endoplasmic reticulum
Molecular function (GO): lipid binding
Source: RefSeq, a predicted model, not a curated record